Messenger RNA from Clonostachys byssicola, 969 nucleotides. The record is from the annotation of a GenBank genome assembly. Lineage: Eukaryota; Fungi; Ascomycota; Sordariomycetes; Hypocreales; Bionectriaceae.
AUGGGAGAGCCAAAACCGCACGGUGGCCACAGCCACAGAGUCAAGGAACCAAUAUACAGGCAACCAGUGACGAGAAAACCUUUGACCGAAUUUCAUCUUUUCACGGGACUGCCCGUCGAGUUACGACUUAUAAUCUGGGAGAUGGCUAUUAUUCAUCAUCUCCCCGCGCGGAUUCACUACUAUUCGUUGUUCAACGAAGAUCGAACAGGGCAUCGAACCAGCCAUCUCCCCUGGUUCGUGCCGAAGAAACCUGCUCCAAUGGAAGGGAAAAAACUCACUCAGCGUCAAAUUAGGAAGAGGAGGAGGGAUAUCGCCGCAGGGCGCACAAUCGUCCCGAUCAAAGAAGGUUCAUCAACCAUCUAUAUGGACUAUUCUCCCAGGGAUAUUGUUUGUUUUCGAUUCGCGCCAGAACACCUGGCUGCUUGCAAAUUGCUGGAUUGGCGGCAACUCCUCACCCGUCUGCCUUUUUAUCAACUUCCUCAAGCUUCGGCAUUGAAUCUUGGUUUUGAGUUUGAGGAUGGUUGGGAAAGGGGGCUGGACACUCUGGAGUCGGUGCGUGCGCAUCUUGGUGAAGACUCAGUCCGAGGUCUCAUUCUGAGACUACACUGGGCGUGGAGUGUGGGCGAGGUUCCUCUUUGGACCCGCAUCUUCCUGAUUAAUCCUAGGAAGGAUCUUCCAGAUCGUUACUUCCUCGGACGACGACUUAACCAUCGAUAUACGCCUGACUUGAUAUAUCGGGAACAUUAUAACUGUAGACGAAAGCAGGAUCUUUCCUUCUUUGACGGCAAGGAGAGAUUUGUUCACAGCAAUUCUUGGGUUGGAUUCUGGGGCAAAGUACCUAUUUGCAAGUUCAUGCGAAAUGUCAAUUUAUUUUGUCGACCACAGAAGAUCUUUGGCAGGGAGCGUAAUUUACCACAUCUUAGAGAAGAUCGUUGUCUGGUGGUAUUGCGAAAUGUUUCGGGAAGAUAA